AUGAUCCUGGAGAAGUUCAGCUCCCUGAGGAUGCAUGCCCAGGCUGUGACAACCUCUGCCCUGGUGUAUUUCAUCCAGCUUCCUCGGGCAAGAUGUGAGGAGGACUGUGUGAAUCCUGAACAUUGCCUGACCACAGAUUGGGUACAUCUCUGGUAUAUAUGGUUGCUGGUGGUGAUUGGCGCGCUGCUGCUCCUGUGUGGCCUGACUUCCGUGUGCUUCCGCUGCUGCCUGAGUCGCCAGCAAAAUGGGGAAGACGAGGGCCGGCCUCCCUACGAAGUGACAGUCAUUGCUUUUGAUCAUGACAGCACCCUGCAGAGCACUAUCACGUCGCUGCAGUCAAUAUUUGGCCCCGCGGCUCGAAGAAUCCUGGCGGUGGCUCACUCCCACAGCCCCCUGGGCCAGCUGCCCUCCUCCUUGGACACCCUCCCAGGGUAUGAGGAGUCCCUUCGCAUGAGUCGCUUCACCGUUGCGAGGUGUGGACCGAAAACACCUGACCUACCCCCAGUGCGGGGAGAAAAGCAGCCGCCUCCACUCGACAAGUCUCCUCAAGCAGGACCCGCUUCCAACUGAUGGGAAUUCUGGUUUUAUAAAUGGAGGGGGUGGGGGGGGGAGAUCCCCAGAGUAGCUCCAGACAGACAAGUGGGACGUUUCUUUUUCUAACUUUCGGAAGAUUUAGGAGGACAACUAGACAUUACUGAGUGGAAAGGAUGGGUCCCAACCUUUCAGUUCCAGCCACAUGUAUUUUCUAAUAUGGAAUGCUCUAAUUGCGAACUCUAAUUCCUUAUCCAAUGGCCAAAAUUUGCAACUAACCUCUAGCGAUGCUGACUACUGCUGAACCAAGACAGCAUCAGAUG
This is a messenger RNA of Hyaena hyaena (striped hyena), 854 nucleotides long. RefSeq names its product transmembrane protein 52B (gene TMEM52B). The record is from RefSeq and is a predicted model, not a curated record. The coding region runs from base 1 to 570 and encodes 189 amino acids. The transcript is spliced from 5 exons. Lineage: Eukaryota; Metazoa; Chordata; Mammalia; Carnivora; Hyaenidae.